This is a messenger RNA of Scophthalmus maximus (turbot), 774 nucleotides long. It is a transcript of the gene mrpl34, whose product is annotated as mitochondrial ribosomal protein L34. Gene Ontology annotation, biological process: translation. Bases 101 to 478 code for a protein of 125 amino acids. Gene Ontology annotation, cellular component: mitochondrial large ribosomal subunit; ribosome. The transcript has 2 exons. NCBI's taxonomy places the organism in Eukaryota, Metazoa, Chordata, Actinopteri, Pleuronectiformes, Scophthalmidae. Gene Ontology annotation, molecular function: structural constituent of ribosome. The record is from RefSeq and is a predicted model, not a curated record.
AGUCUGAGCCAAUCGCUGUGCUUCAUAUUCAUAAGGUGGCUAGCAGAUCGGUGACAUUCACUGGACUCAUGUCGGUGACAACCGUUUAAACACUCUCAAAAUGAACACGUUACUUUCGUCUUUUUCACGACUGCGUGGAAUGACCCGUGUCAGCAGCAGCAUCCCUGCAGGAAACUUUGCAACCACGGGCCCCGCUCACCUCAGAUUGUUCAGCAGCUGGAUUGCGCCCAGAGCCACUGCAGCACCGCUGGUUUCCAGAUGUGGCCCACUGUCUUCACAAGCUGAGGGUUCCGGAGUGUUCCAACAGCUCCCGUGCCAAUACCAGCAGGUGCGGACACGGAAGAGAGGCACAGAGUAUCAACCCAAGAACAUCAAGCGUAAAAGGACCCACGGAUGGAUCAAGAGGAUCAGCUCCCGAGGAGGCAUUGAAGUGAUUCUACGGCGAAUGUUGAAGGGACGGAAAUCUCUCUCGCACUGAAGGAUCCUGUUGGAAAACCAGUUAAGACUUUAAAGAAAUGGACCUUGGUUCUGAAAUGCUUGAGGUGCUCUUGAAAAAGGAAAAAAGUUGUGUUUUGAAUCAAUUGCUGAUACUCGGUCUGGGUUGAGUUUGGCCUAAUGGUAUGGCCCACUACAUUCAUAAUAGGCGGGAGUGUUAAUACUUAAUAUCUCUGUAAAGUUAUGGUCAUAAUCUUUAAAUGUAAGCAGAUUUUGCUUGUGAUAUAAUUUGGUUAAAAGGCAAAAAUGUGUCCUUAAUAAAAUCAUAUUGUAAAAUCA